CCAGAAACAAUUUUAUUGUUUAUUAUUAAUUAAUUAUUAAUCAAUUUUUGCAGAUAAUAAUAACAAAAAAUACAAAGAGGGAUUACACCUUCAACUCGAAGAAAUCCAAAAAAGGUCAAAUAAAGACUUCGAUCAACAAAACCUUUUCAGAUCAUCAAUCGGUUUCAAUCAAAAGCCAUAUUUUUCGAUUUCGUUUUCAUCCGUAUGUACUCUGUAACUGAUCUGAAUCGUUUAAAGAUUUGUGGGGGGCUAUCAUCUUGUUUCUGCAGUUUAUGAGAUAUUGAAUUAUACUGGGGGUCAACUUGACCAUUCUUUUGUGGCUAGUUGUUGGUGAUUUAGAAACUUAAUUAUUCAUAGAUGUGGUCUUUAAAUAUCCUCUUAAACAAAUUACUGAACGGAGGAGGGUAUAAUGACCAAGAACAAGUAGAUGGUAAGAGUUUGGUUCAAUCAUACAACUACCCGAGAAAUGAUAAAAGCACGAAGGAAGUGUUGGUACAAUCACGCUUCAUCAAUGUCCCGCAUAUAAAACAAGAACGAAUGUGGGAUUGUGGCCUUGUUUGCGUUUUGAUGGUUUUAAAAACGCUUAAUAUUAACCAUUAUGAUAUUGAAGAUUUGGAGGCUUUUUGCGGUACAGACAGUAUUUGGACUGUGGAUCUGGCAUAUUUACUGCAGAAAUUAUCUAUUAGCUUCUCUUACAUCACUAUAACUUUAGGUGCUAAUCCUAAUUAUUCUCUGGAGACAUUUUAUGAGAAACAAUUGACUGAUGAUAUAGUAAGGGUCAAUACGUUGUUCAAGAGAUCAAAGGAAGCCGGGAUAGAUAUUGAGUGCAGGUCAAUAAAGGAAGAUGAGCUUGCAGUAUUGAUUCUAUCAGGAAAGUGUUUAGUGAUUGCUUUAGUUGACCAGUACAUUUUGAGUCGGCCUUGGACGGAGGAUGUUUAUGUGCCGGAUUUCUAUAGUGGUUCCUCUGGUUAUACCGGUCACUAUAUUGUGAUAUGUGGCUAUGAUGCUCUUACAGAUGAAUUUGAGAUCCGAGAUCCCGCCAGUUCAAGGAUUCGAGAAACAAUCUCGUCAAGAUGCUUGGAAAAAGCUCGCAAAUCAUUUGGAACAGAUGAAGAUAUCCUCUUGAUACAUCUGGAGAAUACAGAUACUUGAAAACACAGCCUGGUUAAAAUUGACCUGGUUUUAUAUUUAAAUCUAAAUAGUUUUUAACGAUAUUUGGUUACAUAUUUAAAUCUAAAUAUUUUUUAACGAUAUUUGGUUAUAUUAACAUCCUCAACUUGUUGUCUUGGUCAAAGCUUAAAAAAAAUUCAUGUCUUUUUUUUAA
Messenger RNA from Helianthus annuus (common sunflower), 1324 nucleotides. Its product is annotated as guanylyl cyclase 1. The transcript has 10 exons. Bases 358 to 1152 code for a protein of 264 amino acids. Lineage: Eukaryota; Viridiplantae; Streptophyta; Magnoliopsida; Asterales; Asteraceae. The record is from RefSeq and is a predicted model, not a curated record.